Messenger RNA from Andrographis paniculata, 2400 nucleotides. Its product is annotated as zeaxanthin epoxidase, chloroplastic-like. Gene Ontology annotation, cellular component: chloroplast; membrane. The record is from RefSeq and is a predicted model, not a curated record. Gene Ontology annotation, molecular function: zeaxanthin epoxidase activity; protein binding; FAD binding. Lineage: Eukaryota; Viridiplantae; Streptophyta; Magnoliopsida; Lamiales; Acanthaceae. Bases 366 to 2294 code for a protein of 642 amino acids. The transcript is spliced from 15 exons. Gene Ontology annotation, biological process: abscisic acid biosynthetic process.
UUUCAACAAUACUUAACCAAACAUUAUCCCAACAACCUUUUUCUUUUUAUUACAGGGGCCCAUACCCCCCAACAGUUGACCCUAACGUUAAGGUCGGUCAAGUGCAGAAGAAAUAAAUAGUCCUAUACGAAAAAGUAUAGGACCAAUCGCCACUGUGCCACGUGUCCAACCCGCCAUAGUCGUUGCUUCCACAGCUCGGAUUCGUUCCCAAUUUUCAAUCACAAAAAAAAUAAAAUAAAAGUCUAAUUUACAACUUACGAGCUAGGACAGCAGCGCCGCCGCCAUACCGCCGUCGUAAUUAUAUAAUUAGCAAUUAAGGCCUUCCAAAAAUCAGAUUUUAUUUUUCUUUCCCAGAAACGUUGACUAUGAGUUCCGUCCUUUCCUCUUCCCCUCAGAUCAAUUUUCCGGUAGCCGUUGAAUCGCCGCCAUGCCGCCGCCGGCGCGGAGAAUCAUUUCUUGCAAAGGCCUGCGGCGGCGCCGGAGCGGCCGAGGAAUCCGGCGGCGGUGAUAAGCUGAGGAUUUUGGUCGCCGGCGGCGGGAUUGGCGGCCUGGUUUUUGCGCUGGCGGCGAAGAGGAAGGGGUUUGACGUGGCGGUGCUGGAGAGGGAUUUGAGCGCCGUGAGAGGUGAGGGGCGGUACAGAGGUCCGAUUCAGAUACAGAGCAAUGCGCUGGCGGCGCUGGAGGCUGUCGACGCGGCGGCGGCGGAGGAGAUCAUGGGGGCGGGAUGUAUCACCGGCGAUCGUGUGAAUGGAUUGGUCGAUGGAAUCUCCGGCAACUGGUACACAAAAUUCAAUAUGUUCACUCCGGCAGCCGACCGCGGCCUUCCGGUGACUCGGGUGAUCAGCCGUAUGACCUUACAACAAAUCCUCGCCGAUGCCAUUGGAUCCGACAUUAUAAAGAACAAUAGCAACGUUGUUGAUUUUAAGGAUGAUGGCAAAAAGGUAAUAGUGAAGCUCGAAAACGGGGAAUUUUACGAAGGAGACAUUCUUGUUGGCGCGGAUGGAAUCAAGUCGAAGGUGCGCAAAAUUUUGUUUGGGCUGAGCGACUCUACAUACUCCGGCUACACUUGUUACACUGGAAUCGUGGAUUUCGUGCCUGUAGAUAUUGAGAUGGUUGGGUAUCGAGUGUUCUUAGGGAGUGGACAAUACUUCGUUUCGUCGGAUGUAGGAGGGGGGAAGAUGCAAUGGUAUGCAUUUCAUAAUGAAUCUCCGGGAGGCGAGGAUCUUCCCGGAGGUCGAAAAGCGAGGCUACUUAAGUUGUUCGAAGGAUGGUGCGAGAAUGUUAUAGAAUUGUUGCUAGCCACGGACGAAGAAGUAAUUCUUCGACGCGAUAUAUACGACCGGAAUCCAAUGUUUACGUGGGGAAAGGGUCGCGUCACGUUGCUCGGAGAUUCGGUCCACGCGAUGCAACCGAACAUGGGACAAGGAGGUUGCAUGGCCAUUGAGGACGCUUACCAGUUAGCGCUAGAGCUCGAUAGAGCGUGGAGGAAAAGCGUUGAGUUGGGAAAGCCAGUUGACAUCGUCGGAUCUUUAAAAAGAUACGAGAAUGCUCGAAGAGCUCGCGUCGCUAUCAUUCAUGGACUAGCUAGAAUGGCGGCGAUCAUGGCGACAAACUAUAAAGCGUAUCUUGGCGUUGGACUUGGUCCGUUGUCGUUACGUUUACAGCAUCCCGGAAGAGUUAUAGGAGGUUUCUUUGUCAAUGUUUUUAUGCCCCUAAUGCUAAAUUGGGUUCUCGGCGGAAACGGAUCAAAACUCGAGGGAAGAGUACCGCAUUGUAGGCUUUCGGACAAGGCGAGUAACGAGUUACGGAGAUGGUUAAAUGACGAUGAUGCUCUAGAGCGCGCUCUCGACGCGGAUUGGUUUCUAUUCCCCGUUGGCGAUUCGAAUGUCGUGUGCGAGACCAUCUCCUUAACCCGCGACGAAAAUAAGCCAUGUAUAGUCGGGUGUGUUCAUCACUCAAAUUUUCAGGGAGUGUUCGUGGAAUUAGAUUCGCCGCAGGUCUCAAAAAUGCACGCUCGGAUAAGCUACAAAGAAGGGGCCUUUUUUUUGACCGACUUGAAGAGCAAGCACGGCACAUGGAUCACAGACAAUGAAGGUAGACGACGCCGCGUUGCUCCAAACUUCCCGAAUCGUUUCCAUCCCGCUAAUGUGAUCGAGUUCGGAUCCGAUAAAAAGGCAGCAUUUCGAAUCAAGACGUUGAAGCGAUCACGGAGAAAUGAGCCGACCGGAUGCGAAGCUGUCCAGAGCCCCCGGCCAUCGUAUAGAGAAGUCGUAGAGAUAAAAUUGAAAAGUUAGAAUAUAUUUGAUAAUCGAUUAAGUCAAAUUAUCACUAUACUUGUAAUUUUUUAUUUUAUUAUUAUUAAUGUAAGAAUGUUUUAUGAUAUUUUUAGUAAAAAAUUAA